Messenger RNA from Plasmopara halstedii, 2130 nucleotides. RefSeq lists its product as uncharacterized. NCBI's taxonomy places the organism in Eukaryota, Oomycota, Peronosporomycetes, Peronosporales, Peronosporaceae. The coding region runs from base 1 to 2130 and encodes 709 amino acids. The transcript has 6 exons. The record is from RefSeq and is a predicted model, not a curated record.
AUGGCUAAGAAAGCCAGCGUUGCGAGCUCGACGCUCUCACUGAAAGACGCACAGCGAUGCUUUGACAAGGAGCGUCAAGCGUUCUUGCGCGACCUUGAGACGUUGCGCCAACAGCUGAUAAAGAAGGACCAGAGCGCUGAACGAGCGGCAGCUGUUGCAAGUGCGCACGCGAUUCAACUCAAGCGUGAGAUUGCUGCAUUGCAAGCAGCAUCAGCAGCGGUAGAAGCCGAACGGAUCAAGGUCCACGAACAAUUUUCGCACACGAGUUCUUUACUUGAGAUAGCACUAGACCAACGACAAGAAGACCAAAUGAAGCUUUCUUGUUUGAAUGAGACACUCAGAAUGAUCGAAAAGAAACACGAGGAGGAGUUAAAGCUGGUGAAAAAGGAGGCAGCUUCCGCUAUACGAGCCUCUCAAGAGGAACGCCAAGCAUUGCGCGCAAGAGUCGAGCAUUUGAAAGGAAAACUCGAACUUGAACGAAAGGAUUGCAAAGACCGUCAUCAUCCAGUGGUGAACGAGCUGCAAAGUUGCAAGUUGAGGCUACAACUUAUGGAUAAGGAACUUCAGGAUGCACGCUAUCGUGAACGCUCUGGUUAUCAGUUAAAGGAGAAAAUGGGAGGUGAAGUCAUGAAGUACAAACAGAAGGUAGCUGACGUAUCGAAGGCGCUGGAACAAGCUUUGCAAUCAAAAACUGCAUUGAAAGGGGAACAUGCUCUGGUGAUGCGGCAGAUGAGAGACAACUUGCUAGAGGUCUUGCAAAACCACCACCACAUCAAGGAGCAUUUGCUCAUGAUGCAGGAAGAUUACAAUGGGUUGUUGUGCUUACACACGUGUGUGAGACAGCAAAGCAAAGAGAUUACGCAAACUUUGAAAGAAAUGACGGCACGACACGAGCAAAUAGUGAAAAGUAAGGAACAAGAAUGUUGGGAAGUUGAGAGAAGGUGCAAAACUUUAAGUACUACGUGCUCAAAGUGUUGUAAGACUCCUGAGCAGAAAGAGAAAGAUGAGAUGAAAAAGAUGGACGCAGUUCGUGAACAAACUCGGCUUGAGGUCACUAGAAUCCUGGAACUCGAACGAUGGGAUCAUUAUCAGGAAGUCAACAAUAAGUACCUUGAUACGAACAAACAGCUUUUAGCUGCUAUGGAAGAGCGCGAGCUGCUACGAGAAAAUUUAAAAUUAGUAACCAGCGAGUACCAGGAACUUGAAAGUAGGGAGAAGAAGGUGUGUAUCUUGCUAGAAGAAUCUCAAGCUAAGGUAGAAGAAGUGAGUGCAAAACGAAAACAUGAUGCUCGGGAGUUGGAUAGAAUGAAGAAAACGAUGCAAGACUUGGUAGAAAAUAUAUCAAGCUUAACUGCCAUGACAGUAGACCAAAGUAAGAAGCUUCACGAGCAUGAAACUGCUCGGCUACAGGAGCGUGAGCGAUCGUCAGAGCAAAUUUGCUGUCUUGAAUCAGAGAAAAAAAUGGUAACAGAGCAUGAACAGCAACUCAGGAGUCGAUAUGAAGAGCUUGUCACAGAGUAUGAGGCGCUAAGGCAAGAAAAAGCAAAGAGCUGGAAUAAGAUCGUAGAGGCACAACUGAGUGCUGAUCGUUUGAUAGAGGAACAGGCUCACACAAUUGAUGACUUAUUGCAAGCAAAAGCUACUUGUGGUACCGGUCCCCCUUAUGUAAAAGAGAAUUCCACCCAUUUGCGGCAAGAGUGCGAAACCUUACGGAUUGAAAUUGCCCAGCUUAGGACGAAAUUACGAGAUGAAAGUAAGUCGUGGCAGAGCAACGACGGACAAUAUAAAUACGAUCAUGAGGUCGAGGUCAAAGGUUUGCAGUUGGAAAUACAAAAGCUGCAAAAGAAGCUGAAAGAACAAGCUCUUACGAUACAUGAAUUGACACUUGAAGAAGAUGACAAUGACGACAACGUUGUAAAUGAAGUAGAGCAAAACGUGAUGUCGACGGAUAGCUGCACAUCUUGGCCAACCAUUGACAGUCGCAAUAAUCCUUUUCAAACUUAUCAAAAUGAAUCGGGAGAAGAAGUAUCAUCUCAGUGUCAGUCUUUUCAUGGCAAAACAGACUUACCAACUCGACUAGUUAGUCAUAGCUUUUCUAAGAUAAGCAUGCCUCGACGUGUGAAUUCGUAA